AUGCUGUCGGGCUGUCGGCAUGUUACGCUUCAUCCGCUCUUACUCGCAUCAUCCCACCGUCACUUUACCGUCCCAAUUAGUAAGUGGACCAUGAGAGGUGUGAAUCACACAGUUGCUGUUGGCCACGGAGAUAAGCUCGUGUUUAUCCGACGACUCUUGUAUCUUCCUUCCGCGAGCCAUUACAACAAUGCACCGGGACUCUGUCUCCUUUCCGUUCCCAGCCCGAUUCGAGGUUUAGGUCCAAGCUGUCUUAAUUACACAGAAAUUCAGCCCUCCCCCUCCUCCAUGUUUUAUCUGCCCCUGGCAGCCAGCCACUGA
Protopolystoma xenopodis is the source of this 318-nucleotide messenger RNA. Lineage: Eukaryota; Metazoa; Platyhelminthes; Monogenea; Polystomatidea; Polystomatidae. The record is from the annotation of a GenBank genome assembly.